AUGGCAUAUGGCCAAGAGAAGGAUAUGUCAAGGGAGGAAGGGCCCACUGCACCUAAUGAGGUGGUGAACAAUGCUGCUGAGAUUGACCUCAAUCAAGAUGAGGCAAUGGCUGACAUUGAGCUGGAUGACAUUGAGGACCUGGAUCUUGGAGAUGAGGAUAACCAUGUUGAAGCUGAUAACCAUGGUGAUGCUGAUAACGAUGGAGAAGCUGAUAACCAUGGCGAAGAGGAAAACACUGGUGAAAAGGAGAACACGGGUGAUGAAAAUGACUUCACUGAGGGUGACGGCAUGAGUUAUCCUAUCUUCGAGGAGAUUGUCAAGCUCCAGGCUCGAGUGUCGACCCAGAAUAUCACCAUACUGCUGCAGCACACGUCCAUUGAUGGACUCACGAGGCAUACUCAGAAUCUUGAGGCUGCGUUGAGCAUUGCCACGAAAGAGCCACCUCCACCCGAGACCACACCCUUUGGAUCUCUCUCGGCGCCUCUGCCUGAGUUUAACCAUGGCAAGACGGAGGUGGAGCCUUGGCUUGACCUGGUGGAUACCACCAUGACCCUUGCGAAUGUGCGUCCCGAGGCUCGCUUGCGUCACCGCAACUACUCGUGCAUUGGACGAGGUGGCCCGCAGGGCAGUGUAUGGCGCUAA
Messenger RNA from Closterium sp. Naga37s-1, 642 nucleotides. NCBI's taxonomy places the organism in Eukaryota, Viridiplantae, Streptophyta, Zygnematophyceae, Desmidiales, Closteriaceae. The record is from the annotation of a GenBank genome assembly.